Molecule: messenger RNA, 4031 nt
Organism: Nematostella vectensis (starlet sea anemone)
Lineage: Eukaryota; Metazoa; Cnidaria; Anthozoa; Actiniaria; Edwardsiidae
Product: tectonin beta-propeller repeat-containing protein 1-like
Exons: 18
Coding region: 198-3440 (1080 amino acids)
Cellular component (GO): membrane
Source: RefSeq, a predicted model, not a curated record
AUGUUUUCACUUCCUGUCCCAGGAUUUCACAUCUUGCAUUUUUUAAAUUUUCUGUUCGGUUUAGACCUCUUUUCUUAAACAAUGACCAAAAAAACUUGAUUUUAUACCUGUCUAUAUAACGGAUUGCGUCCAGGGGAAUUUUCUGAUGAAGAUUCCUAGAAACCUGUUGCAUUUUCCGGGUAAAACAGGAAGCGAAAAUGUCCGCUGCCAAUCUAUGGAUUAUCGAUCGCGAAGGUCGAACUUUUCUUGUAAAUCUUCGAGACAAUUCAUGGACAGAGGUAUCCACGCCAGAGUUGGGAUCUCGAAACUGUUUUAAGCGCGUCUCUGCAGUUCCACAAUGUGCCUGGGCGAUCAACGCUAAUCAACAACCUUGUUUGUACGUUCAUUCAACCGAGGUCGCCAUUCGUGUACGCGUGGAAACAUGGGAAAACCAGCGAUGGGGUUUUAUGAAUGGAUGGUCUGAGAAAUCGAGAUUCAGCUCUGACCGAUGGGGCUUCAGCAGUGAAGAUGGUCGAACACACUUACCCAAAGAAGACUACAGGGUUCCCUCUGAUUACUGGGUGUGGGAAGGAGACUGGUACAUUGACAGAAGCAUCCAAGGGGAUAUAGAGGGCUGGCAGUAUGCUAUUGACUUCCCAAGAAAGUACUACUCUGAGCAGUCCAGAUCAUCUUGUGUGCGACGCAGGUGCUGGGCCAGAUACUGCAAAUUUGACGGCUUUGACAGAUGGUUGUUGAUACCUGGGAUAAGUGAAGACCCUAUAAAAGAGCCCUUUCAGGACCUUGCCAUUGGUGGGUCUGCUAUUCCUGGUGUAGAUCCCAGCUACUUGGCCGUUUGGGCAGUGACUUUUCAUGGAAAGGUUGUGCAUAGAACAGGUAUAAAGGACACCAACCCUGAAGGUGACAAGUGGAUACAAGUGGCUUCUCCUCCAGGCUCCAUCAUUCAGCUGUCAGUCAGUCGGACAGGGGCUGUCUGGGGGAUCACAUGGGAGGGGCUUGCUGUUGUGCGCACUGGCAUCACCUAUGAUAACUUGACAGGAAGCGACUGGGCACAAGUUAGUCCGCCAUCCAUCUCUACAAACCCUGAGGCAAACCAACUGCUGCAGGUAUCCGCAGGGGUGAACAGCAUCUGGGGCCUCACCAAGGAUGGGCAGGUGUGGUUCAGAAAAGGAGUGAAUACUGGGUCCGCUGGUAGCUCUACUAAGGACACUACUGGCUCAUCCUGGAUUCAGAUGGUGGGCCGGUUCCUGCUAAUAGCUGUGGCACCAAAUGAUCAGGUAUUUGCUUUGAGUACCUGUGGGGAUCAUCUCUACUUCAGGACUGACGUAAAACCAGAUGAGCUUAGUGGUCGUCAGUGGAGGAUCAUCAAGACAAGUAGAUCCCAUGAUAUUGAUAGCAGCACAUCUACUGUCAGCUCACUAGACAGCCAGGAUUCUGAUGAAGGUUAUGGCGGAAGUCCUCGUCACUCUACCCUUCCUCGCAACAUCGAGUUUCUCACGUGGGUUGCCUGUGGUGCGUGUGACGUAGACGCCUCGUUUUUCAACGAUAACCACCGCGGACUCCUGUCCUCGGUAAGCAGCAUGAGCAUCAGCAACCUGGCCUUCCGUGACGCGGCGUGGAGGAAUGACGUGCUUGUGGCGCUGAGGUCACGUGAUCUUAAGGAAGUCAACGCUUUUGAGUCGUACGAGGAAGCUGUGUCGCAGGGCUCUUGGUCAAAGAAGAUCCGUUGCCAGAUGCUUGUGGACGCCAAUUUCAACUUGUGGUGCGACUGCGUGAUCAAGCUCGACCAAGGCUGCAAGGAACGCCACGGUGCACUGCUCUGUUAUUACGAGAAGACAUCAAGCCACCUCACGUACGGCGAAAUGAGGAUCCCUCUAAACGAGAUCAAAUGUGUCUGCAUCGUCUCAAAAUUGGCACGCAGCAACUGCUUCGCGGUACAUACCCCGGUCCGCACAUUCGAGCGAAACCCGCUUGUCAUAGCUAUGGGGUCAGAAAAGGACCUCAAUGACUGGGUAACAACCCUUUCUACUUCUUCCGCUAGGGCCAAUAGCAGUGAAGGGCCCGCUCCUUAUAAGGCGCUAUGGGCUAUUACGUCAUGCGGGGACGUGUUCGUAAGCCACGCCCCCGUGUCUGAGGCGGAACAGCCUAGUCAUCAAUUUUGGCACCAAAUCGGUGGUCAUUUGCGCCAUGUCGAGGCUGGAGUUAGCGGAGUCGUGUGGGGGAUUGGGUUCGAUGGCGUGCCGUAUGUGUACUCUGGGGGAUACGGUGGGGGGAUUUUUCCCGGAUUCGCUAGUAGCACCUCCUGUAUUUAUAAUCAAGAGGAUUGUGACAUACAUUAUAUCUACGAGAACCAGCGCUGGAAUCCUAUAGAGGGGUUCUCCGACAGGCGUCUUCCGAGUGACCGUUGGGUGUGGAGCGACAAGAGCGGUGUCUACGAGCGCACGAAGGAGGGAUAUACAUUACCCUCCAGUCAGUGGCACUGGACCAACCAAUGGCAGGUUGACACGCGUCCGGGGAUAACCGACAAGGAGGGCUGGCAGUACGCGGUGGACUUCCCGAGGCAGUACCACCCGGAGAAGUUUUUGAAUGACUUCGUGAGAAGAAGGAAGUGGAAAAGGCGAUGUAAGCUGACAACAAGUGGCCCUUGGCUUCCAGUGACUCCAUCUGUCAAGCUAAGAGAUGUGACGGUCCAGAUUAAGCCCCUGAAGAAACCUAACGAGUGUGUGUCUGUUUGGGUGGUCGGUAGCAAGGGAGAUGUACUCUACAGACACGGGGUCACCAACGAAUGUCCACAGGGCAAGUCGUGGGAGCACGUGAUCACAGAUGUCCCAUUUGUUAGUAUUUCCAUUGGGGGCAAGGGGCAUGUCUGGGGCGUUGCCGAGGAUGGUACUGCCUACUUUCGGGCAGGAUUCGAAGAGAACAAGAUUACAGGGGCCCGGUGGUUUCAUAUCAGCGAGCGUCCGCCAUUACUCGUACAAGUCUCCGCUGGAGCUUCGUCAGUGUGGGCUCGCGAUAAAGAUGGGACGAUAUGGUUUCGAGUUAACGUGACGGACACUUUUCCGGAGGGCACGGCAUGGAAGCUCCAACAGGGCAUUGUGUCGCACAUCUCUGCGGGCCCCAAGGACCAAGUUUACAUGUGUCACGCGGGAUCCAUCGAGAAGCGUUACAAAGUCACGCAAGAUAACCCCAUUGGGGUUGGGUGGGAAAUUACGUUGCCGGACCACUGGUGGAAUGUCUGUUGCCGUGGGGACCCUCCAGAUGUCCUAAGUGAAGUAGACGAAGGGGAGGAGGUGGCAGAAAGCCCUCUCCUCUUGAAGGUCGACUCCCUGCAAAACAAGUUAGACCUGAGUAACAUAGAUAUUUAUAGCUCCUAUAGUGAAGACACGGUGGAAAUGAGUUUCUCCGACGAUGACUUUGACAGUGCAACAGCUGUGCGUGUCUGAUGCCAAGUCUACUAAAGGCCAUGUCACACGAGGAAAUUGGUCCUGUAAUUUGCACUUCAGGGCCCGUCCACACUAACACGGAUUCGUUUGGAUUCGUAUACUUUUUGAUACGUUUAGGCCUUCCGUCCACACUUACACGCGCGCUGGAUCCAGCGAAUCCGGAUACUUUUGAAUCCGUGUUAUUGUGGUCGACCCCUUCAAUUUUUGUUGCGUUGCGAGCUACAAGAACGUGAUUCGUGUAGCGCGUGCAAAGCAAAGCGCAUGCAACAAUUGUCGUCUGUGAAGGGCUUGGCGGCUCAGCGGGCGCCCGCACCUUUUAAAUGCUAGAAUGACAAAAUGACGGCUAACAGCCACUUUUCAGGCUUGAAGCAAAUGGUACAUCUCGUGGUAUUUUUAUAUAUACUCAAAAGAGAUUUAUGAUCGAAGGAGUAAUAAUGCACCAAUAUUGAGACGGUGUCUCAAUAGUUUUAAUAGUUUUCAUAUGUCAUAAAUUAGCGAAUUAUUUACAAUCAAACAUUUAUAUAGAUAGCAGAAUGAAUUUGGAUUUUAUUACUUAUACCUUUUCGCCUUUUCAUUAAAGAGCUAAACGUA